Schistosoma turkestanicum is the source of this 918-nucleotide messenger RNA. The record is from the annotation of a GenBank genome assembly. Lineage: Eukaryota; Metazoa; Platyhelminthes; Trematoda; Strigeidida; Schistosomatidae.
AUGACAUUUAAUUUCAAUAGUAUUCGACAAAUUGGUUACUACACACCGACUUAUUCAAAUUCACCUAAUAUAAAACGAAAUCAACAUUUACUGAGUCAUUAUCAAUCGGAAUCACAUGGAUUAAACUGUUUCUCAUCAUUACAUUUGACCCAUGAUCAUGGACACACCAUUCUUAAUACGGUAGAUAUGAAUCUGAAUAAUUAUAAUCAUAAAUUAAAUAGAAGAAAUCUACCAAACAAUAAUAAUCAUAUUCAUAAUAAUAAUAAUCGUGUACGAAUUAAUCAUACACUUGAUGGAAAAACACAAAUUAUCCAUGAAACACCAAGUAGAACACGUCAGUAUUGGUUAGAUCGACGUAAAUUACCAAGCACCAAUCGUAUUGACAAUAAUGAUAAAUACGAUUUCAAUAUGAACACUGAUAAUACAAUGAUUUCAAACAAGCUCACCUCAAUUAAAACAAACCGUUCAAUGUCCAAUGAUCAAUUUCAAACAGCUUCCAGUACAAAAAUGACCACUAAAACUUAUCCCAAUAAAGCUGAAUGGAAAUCAUUGGGAGUGAAAUUGAACAGUCCAUUUGUGGAUAAAACCUGUAAAAAAAAUAAAUUAAAUACUGAUAUGCAUUUGUUUGAAUUAACUGAAAAUGAAUUUAUUUUAUUGGAAUUAGAUCCAAGUGUAAAUUUCUUAAAUUCAAACAUAAAAACCGAUGAAAUCAAAGGAGUUGACAACAAAAUACUUUCAAAUUUCAAUAAGAAAACUGAACAACACGGAACGCUAUCAAUAUGUCAACCGAUUGAAAAUAAAACCGAUCAAGCUAUUUUAUCAUCGUCUAUGAAUUCAAAAAUUCAAAAUACCGGACAAUUUCAACACAACGAACAUUCACAUCCAGAUCAAUUGGAUUAUGAUAAUCAGCGUAAGUAA